AUGUUACAUGGCGAUGGAGUGGAGGAUGAGCUAUGGCCGGCGAAGUACCUCAAGGAGCCAGACUUGAAAGCACGACGAGAUCCUACUACCGGCCGCACAGCACUGGUCAUCUUAAAUUCGCCCAUUCCCGAUUACGACUACUUCUACCGACUAUACAACCAUGCAUCUUUUUGCCUUUGCGCGGAUGGCGGCGCAGACCGCUUGUACUCCCUCCUCACCAACCACAAGUCUGGACUGGACGAGAUAGCAGCGCUAAAGCAGGCACUUCCAGAUAUCAUUCAUGGCGACUUGGACUCAUUGAGCGAUGGAACACGAAGCGUGUACGAGAGUCUCGCGGUUGAGGUCUCCCAGGAUCCAGAUCAGUACAGCACCGACUUCGGCAAGGCGAUGAACAAAGUGAUUGAACGACUUCCCGGCAUCGAAUCCAUGCUCGUGUUGGGCAGCAUCGGCGGACGUGUUGACCAAGGUGUCGGGCUGUUAGGCGAGCUGUACCGAGAGCAGACAGUCCGACAUCCUGGUAUACGGUUCUGGCUGUUCUCGGAGGCCAGUUCGGGCCUGCUCCAGCGUAACAUUGGGAUCUUACCGCUUUACGGUCCGGCAGUGAUCACCACAGAAGGACUUGAGUGGGACGUACAAGAUUGGUCGACCGAGAUGGGCGGCCAAAUGAGUACGAGCAACCAUAUUGUCGCAGACGAAAUUGGUAUUUUCACCGACAACGAGGUCCUGUUCACCGUAGAACGAGCGACAGGCCGGUGA
Molecule: messenger RNA, 756 nt
Organism: Saxophila tyrrhenica
Lineage: Eukaryota; Fungi; Ascomycota; Dothideomycetes; Mycosphaerellales; Extremaceae
Gene: THI80
Product: thiamine pyrophosphokinase
Exons: 2
Coding region: 1-756 (251 amino acids)
Biological process (GO): thiamine diphosphate biosynthetic process; thiamine metabolic process
Molecular function (GO): thiamine binding; thiamine diphosphokinase activity; ATP binding
Source: RefSeq, a predicted model, not a curated record